CUCUGACGUAGGCGUUUCCUCCACGAGACAUCUUGUUCACGCAGACUGCGACAGGAUUCGGUCUCUACGAGCCGGCAGUUGGCAAGGUCGGAGACAGCUAUUCCCGAGGAGCUCUGAAACAGCCUGAACACAAUGUACCCGACCACCUUGACACAACUGGCCCGAGCCAACCCUUUCAGUGCGCCGCUGUUCACGCUGCAAAAACACGAGGAGCCCAAACAGACACCCAGCAUUAAUGGACAGAACAGGCGGCUCGCUGCCGCGGCUGUGGAGGACGUGGAAGUGAGCUGUGAGUUUGGCUCCAACAAGUACUAUGCUCUGUGUGGAUUUGGAGGCAUCCUGAGCUGUGGCAUCACACACACAGCCGUUGUGCCUCUUGAUCUGGUCAAGUGUCGGCUACAGGUGGACCCAGCCAAGUACAAAAGCAUCUUCAAUGGAUUCUCGGUCACAAUAAAGGAGGAUGGUAUGCGGGGUCUCGCUAAGGGCUGGGCACCAACCUUCAUCGGCUACUCCAUGCAGGGUCUCUGCAAGUUUGGCUUCUAUGAGGUCUUCAAGAUCUUCUACAGUGACCUGCUUGGCGAGGAAAACACUUACUUGUGGAGGACUUCCCUCUACCUGGCUGCCUCUGCUAGCGCAGAGUUCUUCGCCGAUAUCGCCCUGGCCCCAAUGGAGGCAUGCAAAGUCCGUAUCCAAACCCAGCCUGGCUACGCCAACACCCUGAGGGAGUGUGCCCCCAAGAUGUACGGCGAGGAGGGCAUUUGGGCCUUCUACAAGGGUGUGGUGCCUCUGUGGAUGAGGCAGAUCCCCUACACCAUGAUGAAGUUCGCCUGCUUCGAGCGCACAGUGGAGCUGCUCUACAAGCAUGUGGUGCCCAAGCCCCGCAGCGAGUGCAGCAAGGGAGAGCAGCUGAUUGUGACCUUCGUCGCCGGUUACAUCGCUGGUGUGUUCUGCGCCAUCGUGUCCCACCCUGCCGACUCUGUGGUGUCCGUGCUCAACAAGGAGAGUGGCAGCACUGCUGUGGGAGUGCUCAAGAAGCUGGGACCCAUGGGUGUGUGGAAGGGUCUUGUGGCCCGUAUCAUCAUGAUCGGUACCCUGACCGCCCUGCAGUGGUUCAUCUACGACUCCGUCAAGGUCUACUUCCGCCUGCCCCGCCCCCCUCCCCCCGAGAUGCCCGAGUCCCUGAAGAAGAAGCUGGGCCUGACCGAGUAGAGCAACGCCGCCGGCACCCAUCUCCUACCCGACUCCACCAUGCCCCGGCAGAGGCUGUCUUUUCUAUAUUUAAAACCUCGACCACCGCUCCCCAGUCCCACCUGUACUGCUGCUGCCCCCCACCAAUAACACCACCACCAACUACAACACAGGCGGCCAGGAACCAGAAUGUUUGUUUAGGAGGCAUAAAGGAAAAAAGCAAAGAUAAUGCAGUCAUUUUGGCCUCAACUCCAAUGUUUGUCCGUUUUAAGAUUAAAGUGUACCUGGAAAAAAAACCCUGUUCUGUUUACGUUCAUUCAUUUU
This is a messenger RNA of Engraulis encrasicolus (European anchovy), 1512 nucleotides long. RefSeq names its product solute carrier family 25 member 3b (gene slc25a3b). Gene Ontology annotation, molecular function: phosphate transmembrane transporter activity. Gene Ontology annotation, cellular component: mitochondrial inner membrane. The transcript has 8 exons. Lineage: Eukaryota; Metazoa; Chordata; Actinopteri; Clupeiformes; Engraulidae. Gene Ontology annotation, biological process: mitochondrial phosphate ion transmembrane transport. The record is from RefSeq and is a predicted model, not a curated record. Bases 133 to 1209 code for a protein of 358 amino acids.